This is a messenger RNA of Halichondria panicea, 1356 nucleotides long. RefSeq lists its product as uncharacterized. Lineage: Eukaryota; Metazoa; Porifera; Demospongiae; Suberitida; Halichondriidae. The coding region runs from base 1 to 1356 and encodes 451 amino acids. The record is from RefSeq and is a predicted model, not a curated record. The transcript has a single exon.
AUGGCUGUUGAUCAAGUUGGAAAUCCCAUGAAUGCCACCAUUCGCAGUUCUGUUAUUAGUGAGAGUGGAUUUGAUCGUCUCAAUGAAGGACAGACACAACAAAAAGUUGGCAAACAGUGCACAGAAUUAGAGUACAAUGUAUUCUCACAAGACAGCUUUGCUCAGGUGGAACUCUAUGCGGAGGGUCCAUGCAUCAACUUGGGAAUUUCAAGACAACUUAUCAAUAUUCAUUUUCUACCCUGCACAUGCCCUAUUGGACUCAAACCCAUUCCGUCCGAUACUGAUUGCAAGUGUGACUGUGAUCCAGUCUUGCAACGAAGAUAUCAGAUAGCAAACUGUUCGGAAGAAAAUGGUACUAUAAAGCUGGAAAGUAAUACGAACAUAUGGAUAGAAUUCAUAAAUACCACCAAUGGAACAGGGUAUGUUGUUAGUAACUGUACAUUUGACUAUUGCGUAGAAAAACCAGUCGAUAUCAGUCUAAGCAGCCCUGAUAAACAGUGUGCCUACAAUCGAAGUGGUGUCUUGUGUGGAGAAUGUGAACCAGGACUCAGUCUUGUGUUGGCUACGUCAAGGUGUGAACAAUGCUCUGAUCUUUACCCUCUUUUACUAAUUCCAUUUGCAUUGGCGGGCAUAUUUCUUGUUGCUUUAAUUCUCAUACUCAACAUCACUAUAGCAACUGGAAAGAUUCAUGGCCUCAUUUUCUAUGCCAACAUGAUAGCAGCUAAUAGAGCGAUUUUCUUACCCAAUUUAAAUAACUUUAUAACAGUUUUCGUAUCAUGGGUGAAUCUUGACUUGGGAAUCGAGACAUGCUUUUACAAUGGAAUGAACUCUCAAGCAAAAGUCCUCCUUCAACUUGUCUUCCCAGCUUACCUGUUUUUUCUAACGUUUCUUAUUAUCAUUUUGAGCAAGUACUUUGACUCAUUUGCAAAGCUCUUCUCCAACAGGAACCCAGUUGCUGCCCUAGGAACACUCGUCCUACUCUCUUAUUCCAAACUCUUACGGUUUAUCAUUGCUGCAUUACAAUACAGGGUCUUGUAUUAUCCUCCAGGUACAACCAAAAUUGUGGAUAAUUUUAGCAAGUCAAGUUAUAUUGUUUGGCUGUAUGACGGCAAUGUGCAAUACUUCACUCCCGAUCACAUCCCUCGGUUUGUAGCUGCCGCCAUUGUCCUCAUUGCUGGUGGUUUGUUCACUGUGCUGCUCUUUUUUGGACAAUGGUUUCCACACUGUUCCAAGGUUAUGGUAUGGACCAAGAACACCAAGUACAAUGGUUUCAUGGACGCAUACCAUGCUCCAUUCACUCCCAAGCAUCGAUCGCUACUGGGUGGGACCACUCCUCUUCGCUCUGAUUGCUCAUAA